This is a messenger RNA of Humulus lupulus (European hop), 3923 nucleotides long. RefSeq names its product pentatricopeptide repeat-containing protein At4g02750-like. Bases 857 to 3613 code for a protein of 918 amino acids. NCBI's taxonomy places the organism in Eukaryota, Viridiplantae, Streptophyta, Magnoliopsida, Rosales, Cannabaceae. Gene Ontology annotation, biological process: RNA modification. The transcript has 2 exons. Gene Ontology annotation, molecular function: protein binding; zinc ion binding; RNA binding. The record is from RefSeq and is a predicted model, not a curated record.
GAAUAACAAAAAUAUCCACCGGGGCGGGUUUGCCCCGAACCAACUACAUAUUUUUUUAUUUACUUAUUUAUUUUUUAACAAUACAGUGAUAUUGAACCCAAGGCACCCGAACGACUGUUGAAGCUCCACGCCGCCGCUAAUCUGCCGUCGGUCUCCUCUGCUCUGGUUCCAGAGUAAAUUUGGCCAAUGUGAGGUAUGCAUUCAUCAACAUGAUGGAUCCGACCAUGAUUAUUCCUUUCUACCAGCUGUGGAUUUACACCAGAGAUUGGAAGAAGGAAGAUGAUUUUUCUUUCACUAUAUUUUAUCAAACAAAUUUGUAUUGUGUGCUUCUGUCAAAACCCAGUUAAUACAAGCAUUCUGUGCUCUGUUUUUACUUAAUCUAUAAGUUUUAGUGAUGAUCGUGUAUUGUACCCUAUAUUAUCCAAAAAAAAAAUUGUUACCCUUACUUUCAUGCUAUGAGUUUUCUGAUCUCAUUUUGAUAACAGUACUGAAUAAUAAUUUUUAUUUUCUCCACAUGUAAAAUUAAUUGAUUAUCGCUGAUUUACAUUCUAUUUGUUUGGUUUUGUUCUUUAGAGAAGUAAAAAUUUAUUUUUCUCCACAAACAUGUUAAUUAUGAUCUAUUGAUUGUCCUAGUUUACUUCAAGUUUAAUGUAUAAAUGUACUUCAGAUUUGGCAGGCUGAGUAUGUGCUAUCUAGAAGAUACAGUUAUGUCCAAGUACGGCUGUGGUGCCCCUUCUUUCCCUCCUGAGCUGUGAGGUGUUUAUAACAUUGAAAAUCAUUGUUAUUUAUCAACGAAAAGAAAAGAAAAGAAAAGGUGGGAAAAUUUCAUUAGUGUUAAAUCCUCCCACCAUGAUCAAUGAUACAACGUCGUUUCUUUCAUAUUCGAUUAUUCUCCUGCUCUCCUAUUCCGGUGCAAGGACCCUCUACGACUCCAAACCCAGCCAAUAUUGUCCAAUGCAACCACAAGAUUCAACAACUAACUCAAUUCGGCCGAGUUGCCGAGGCACGCCAAGUGUUCGACUCAAUGUGCCAACGAGACUCAAUUUCUUGGAACUCCAUGAUUUCUGGGUUCACUCAGUACGGGUUGUUGCAUGAAGCUCAAGCGUUCUUUAAUGCAUUCCAAGGAAAGAAUGUUAGAACUUGGACAAUUUUGUUGAGUGGGUAUGCGAAACAUGGGAUGUUGGAUGAAGCUAGAAUGGUGUUUGAAUCGAUGCCCGAGCGUAACGCUGUAUCUUGGAAUGCUAUGAUUAGUGGGUAUAUCCAAAAUGGUCACUUGAAACAAGCUAGAAAGUUGUUUGAUCAAAUGCCUGAGAGAAACAUUGCGUCAUGGAAUUCGAUGAUUACUGGAUAUUGUCAUUGUGGCAUUAUGAGUGAAGCUCGUGAGCUCUUUGACCAAAUGGAGGAGAGGAGUUGUGUUUCUUGGAUGACUGUCAUUUCUGGGUAUGUUGCAAUAAAUGAGUCUCUAGAGGCAUGGAUUGUCUUUUUGAUGAUGUUGAGGAGUGGAAUGAAGCCGGACCAGGGCCUUUUUGUUGUUGCUUUAUCAGCAGUCACAGGGUUGAACGGGUUCAGAUUAGUUGAAAGUUUGAGAACAGUGUCGACAAAGAUGGGCUAUGAGGGGCAUGUGGUUGUGGGGACAUCUAUUUUGAAUGCUUACACAAGAAAUGGGAGCUUAGAACAUGCCAUGAAGUUUUUUGAGACAAUGCCGGAAAGGAAUGAGUACUCGUGGAGCACAAUGAUUGCAGCACUUUCACAGUGUGGCAGAUUAAAUGAUUCCAUUUCAUUAUAUGACAGAGCUACUGAGAAGGGAGUCGCUACAAUGACGGCAAUGAUGACUGCCUAUGCUCAGCAUGGGAGGCUUUUUGAUGCCAGACGAAUAUUUGAUAAGAUUCCAAAUCCAAAUGUGGUAACAUGGAAUGCUAUGAUUGCUGCCUAUUCUCAAAACGGAAUGCUUGAUGAAGCAAAAACUAUGUUUUCUAGAAUCCCACUUCGGAAUUCAGCUUCUUGGGCAGCCAUGAUUUCUGGGCUUGUACAGAGUGGACAAAGAACAGAAGCUCUGAAGUUGUUUGCUGAGCUUCAUAUAUCAGGAACUUACAUUAAUCAUUCUAGUUUCACUAGUGCUCUCUUUGCUUGCGCAAAUACAGGAGAUGAAGGGAUUGGUCAACAGAUACACUCACUCACCAUUAAAACAAAGUGCCAUUCUAAUCCCUUUGUUGGAAAUGGGUUGAUCUCCAUGUAUGCAAAGUGCAAAAACAUAGAAGACAAGUCACAAGAUUUAAGUAUAAUGAGCGUGACGGACUGCAUCUCUAGAAACUCAGUAAUCAGAGGCAUUUCAGACUAUCACAUGUUGCCGGAAGCUCGAAAAGUUUUUGAUAAGAUGCCUAAAAGGGAUGUGGUGUCUUGGACUGCUAUCAUAUCAGCUUAUGAACAAGCUGGCCAAGUCGAUACUGCCUUAAAAUUGUUCCUUGAAAUGUUGACUAGAGGAAUAAAACCAAACGCAUUAACUGUUACUAGUGUCCUUAGUGCUUGUGGGUGCCGUGGUGCGACAAGGCUUGGGGAACAAAUCCAUGUCCUGAUACACAAACUUGGAUUAAAUUCAUAUUUGUUUUUGUGUAAUGCUUUGGUGACAAUGUCCUUCAAGUGUGGGAGUUUAGAUGGUCUUCGCAUCUUUGAAGAGAUGCCAUACCGAGACAUUGUAACGUGGAAUGCUGUUUUAGCUGGCUGUGCACAAAACGGACUAGGUGAAGAAGCUGUUAGGAUUUUCGAACAAAUGCAAGCUACUGGGGUUUCACCAAAUGAAAUCAGUUUCUUAGGGAUUUUAUGUGCUUGUAGCCAUGCAGGAUUAGUCGAAAAUGGAUGGUCUUAUUUCAAUUCCAUGGAACAAGAUUACACCAUUACCCCCUCGGUUCAUCACUAUACCUGUAUGGUUGAUCUCCUUGGGAGAGCAGGGCGGCUUAAUGAAGCUGCAUCUCUCAUCGAAAACAUGCCACUGGAGCCAGAUUCUGCAAUUUGGAAAGCACUUCUCGGUGCUUGCUGGAUCCACCGUGACAACAAACUCGGCAAGAAAGUUGCUGAAAGGCUUUUGAAAAUGGGGAAGCAAAGAUCUGGGACCUAUGUUUUGUUAUCAAAUAUGUAUGCGUCUCAAGGUAUGUGGGAGAAAGUACGAGAAAUAAGAGAGCUGAUGAAAAACAGGGGAGUCACCAAAGAACCUGCAGUUAGCUGGGUUCAGAUCAAGAAUAAGGUGCACUACUUUCAAAUAGGGGAUAAGAGACAUGAGGAGUUUGAAGAGAUAAACUCUAAACUAAAGGACUUGUACAGAAACUUCAAAGCAACAGGUUAUGUGCCAGACACAAACUUUGUUCUUCACGAUGUGGAGGAGGAGCAAAAACAGGACGAGCUUCUUCACCAUAGCGAGAAGCUCGCGGUUGUUUAUGGGAUCAUGCGCACGCCCAGUGGGAGUCCAAUUCAGAUUCUGAAGAACCUCAGAAUCUGUGGAGACUGUCACUCUUUUAUGAAAUUUGUCUCCAAAAUCGACCGGCGCAAGAUUAUUAUUCGAGAUGGAAACAGAUUCCACCAUUUUCAAGAUGGUUUCUGUUCCUGUGGGGAUUAUUGGUGAUCAUGUUUGAACAAUAGUAAUCUUAUCCUUUUUUUUUUUUUGCUUACAUGAUCCUUCUAUAUACAUGAAAUCAGUGGCAUUCAUAGAUGUACAAAUUAAAGUAUGGUGUCACAAAAUAGUAAAACUUAUAAUUGAAGUCAACAGACUUGUCAAUUAUUGGUAUAAGAUUUGCAGAUACUUUUGUUGUGAAUUGAUAAUGAUCAAGUACUGUGAAAUUUCAAUUUGGCUUCUGUCUACCAUUUAGAGUUCUUAGACAUAUGGGUUCUUCAAGAUUACUAUUUUAGUUUGAAUGAUAUAUUCUCUUAUUUAA